GUUCAAUUUCCAUUCAAGGAGGUUGGGGAGCUGACUCUAGGCGUCAUCAAAGUUUUGUUUUCUUUGAAAUGCAGUACAUAAGUAGAGUUGAGUGUGUAAAAUCAGCAAAGCAAGUAAAAAGCACUUUCAUUAAUUCCUUCUACAACCUGAAAAAACCACAAGCUGUAGCUUCUGAGGUGUCCACUGCUGAAAUGAAGGCUUCAUCAAGCUCUUCAAUUAAUUUUGAUGAAAAGAUGUUGGCUAAUUAUGUGCCGAUUUAUGUAAUGCUUCCAUUGGGAGUUAUUACAAAUGAUAAUGUUUUAGAAGACAAAAAUGGGCUUGAGAAUCAGCUUAAGAAGCUAAAAGCUGCUGGUGUUGAUGGGGUGAUGUCAGAUGUGUGGUGGGGGAUAGUGGAAUCCAAGGGCCCUAAGCAGUAUGAUUGGAGUGCUUACAGAAGCUUGUUUGAACUUGUACAACAAUGUGAAUUGAAGUUACAAGCUAUAAUGUCAUUCCACCAAUGCGGUGGAAAUGUAGGAGAUAUUGUUAACAUCCCACUUCCCCAUUGGGUGCUUGAACUUGGGGAAACAAACCCUGAUAUCUUUUACACUAAUCGAACAGGUAACAGGAACAAGGAAUAUCUAACAAUUGGUGUGGAUAACCAGCCUCUCUUUGAUGGACGAACUGCCAUUGAGAUUUACAGUGACUACAUGAAGAGCUUCAGGGAGAACAUGUCUGAUUUUCUUGAAUCAGGGCUAAUAAUAGACAUUGAAGUAGGACUUGGACCUGCAGGUGAGCUGAGAUACCCCGCUUAUCCACAAAAUCAAGGAUGGGUUUUUCCUGGGAUAGGUGAAUUUCAGUGCUAUGACAAAUAUCUGAAAGCAAAUUUCCAAGAGGCGGCAACAAAUGCAGGUCACCCAGAAUGGGAAUUACCGGAUAAUGCAGGACAAUACAAUAGUACACCAGAAUCAACAGAGUUCUUUGGGUCAAAUGGGACAUACCAAACUGAAGAAGGGAAGUUCUUCCUGACUUGGUAUUCCAACAAUUUAGUCAGCCAUGGUGAUGACAUCCUUGAUGAAGCCAACAAAAUUUUCUUAGGCUGUAAAGUCAAGCUAGCAGCUAAAUUAUCUGGAAUUCAUUGGUGGUAUAAAGCGGAUAGCCAUGCAGCAGAGCUUACUUCAGGAUAUUACAACUUGAAAGAUGGAGAUGGGUACCGACCAAUUGCAAGGAUGCUCUCAAGGCAUUAUGCCAUUUUGAAUUUCACUUGUCUUGAAAUGAGAGACUCUGAACAACCAGCUUCUGCCAAGAGUGGACCUCAGCAACUUGUUCAGCAGGUUUUAAGUGGAGAGUGGAGGGAGAAUAUUGAAGUUGCAGGUGAGAAUGCACUAUCUAGAUUUGAUCGUGCAGGUUAUAAUCAAAUCCUUUUGAAUGCUAGGCCUAAUGGUGUCAACCGAGAGGGCUUGCCAAAACUUAGGAUGUUUGGUGUGACUUACCUUCGAUUAUCGGAUGAACUAUUAGAAAAAAAAAAUUUCAAUAUAUUUAAGACAUUUGUGAAGAAAAUGCAUGCGGAUCAAAAUUACUGUCCAGACCCACUAAAAUACAAUCACGAAAUAGUUCCACUUGAACGGUCGAAGCCAAAGUUUACUGUUGAACAACUUCUGGAAGCAACCAAGAAAAUGGAGCCAUUCCCAUGGGAUAAAGAAACAGACAUGAGUGUUGGAGGAAUACUUGCUUGUUUGAUAGAUAAGAUUACCUCUGUUUUCAGAUAAUUUCUCAUGAAUUUCUUGGUUCUUUCCGUUUGCAUGACUGUAGAAUAAUUGGACUGAAUAUUUCAUUUUCUUUCUGUUUAUUAUCAGACUUUAUUAUAUUUCCUAAA
Molecule: messenger RNA, 1852 nt
Organism: Mangifera indica (mango)
Lineage: Eukaryota; Viridiplantae; Streptophyta; Magnoliopsida; Sapindales; Anacardiaceae
Product: beta-amylase
Exons: 8
Coding region: 69-1745 (558 amino acids)
Biological process (GO): polysaccharide catabolic process
Molecular function (GO): beta-amylase activity
Source: RefSeq, a predicted model, not a curated record